GGAAGUUUGAAUCCUCGACCCUAAAAAUCUGCUGCCAUGGAGGAUAAAGGUCUGGAGAAACCAGUUACCCUAAGCAUUUACAAGGCAGUUCGAAGCAUAAAGCAAAAACAUAACAGUCUCUAUAACGCGCUGCGCUCAAUCUACGAGGACUCGAUCUUCGUCGGAGAGAUAUCGGAGCUAUGGCCGGAGCUUCCGCUUUUGGCGAACCUCAGGUGCGGUCUCUGGUAUUCCCCAAAGUUCCACUCCACCUGCUAUUUCAAAUCCACCGAUGGCCACACCAAUAACUGGUCGUUUAACACCUCUCGUCUCAAUCUUCAUGUCGCCCUGCUCGCCGGCCAAAGGGGAGGUUGUAUGAUCAUUGAUUCAACAAGAAAAGGGAAAAGAUUUCCCGACAGCAUGUCGAAGACAAUACCAAUUUGGUGUUGUGUAUUGAAUCGUGCCAUUGCUAAUUAUAGGUGUAGAUCAACUGGUGUUAAUAUUCCAAAUGAUCAGGAAUCAAACACAAAUAAUUGCAUGUCAAAUCUCCAUAGUGUAGAUAUUAAAGAGUACUCUUUCACUUGGGAUUGCUCUUUGCAUCUUCCUAUCUGGGUCUCUGAAACAGAAAAAAGUCGUAUUGAGGAACGACUGGAUAGAUGGACCAAGGAUCUUGAGGAUAGCGGAGCUGACAUUGCAUCAAUGUCUUUCUCCUUAAAGAAGCCAUUACGACCUUUAUGGAUUUCACAGAAAACUGUUAUUUGGUUAAAUGAAGUGCCAGAGUCGAGUUCUUGGGACUUCACGCCCCUCAUACUUGUUUCUCCAUCGUUCUCGACAAGUGGGUUUCAGCAACGAACUACUUCAGAGUUUAGUUGGAAUUAUAUAGCUGGAGCUGGAGAUGAUGAAGAAAGUUGGGCAAGAGGAUUAACUCCAACGCUUUUCUGGAAACAUGCUUAUGAACUCAUAGGUUUGGGGCCUAAUUUAUGCAAUCAGAAGGUUGCUGAUAUUGUUGAAAAGAAUAGAGUAUACUGUGCUCAAAGGGGGGAUGAUGCUCCUCAGGUUACUUUGAAGUCUUUUAAACCAUUUUGUCUCAGCAAUGAGUUUCCUGCAAAAGAACUGCUGAAUGUAGAAAAUCUGUGUAUAGAUGGAUAUGAAGGGUCCAGAAGUGAUGAUAAUGCUAUAUCUUGGCUUGGUGCUACCAAUGUAGCCGUUGGCAAAACCCUUCAUGCUAAAGAUGCAUCUUCUAUUGAUAGCAUACUUAACUGCAGCCUUGAAGAACUUCCCCACUUGCCAGAUGAUCCUGAAGCCUAUUUACACCUCCCGAUUGUGGGCUGUAAGUUUGACCGCUUCUCUGUGUCAAGAAAUCUUCCUUUGGCUAUCAACUUUGCCAAUAAUAACUUAAGGAAAGGGAAGAAACUUCUUGUGUGCUGUGCAAAUGGAGAAGAUAUAAGCAUAUCUGUUUGCCUGGGGAUAUUGCUGGCAUUAUUUGAUGACAGAGGAUGCUAUGAUGAGAGGAUAUCCUUAAAGCAGAAAAAUAUCACCAAGCUAGAAUUGCGACAAAGGCUGGUCUUUAUUUGCAAAUUUGCGGUGAAUGCUCGCCCGUCGAGGGGAAAUCUGAAGCAAGUCUUCAACUACAUUAACAGCAGGAACACUGGGUGUGGUCUUGAAACCACAGCAGAACAAAAUGGGGAGUCAAACGUGAUUGAGGUGCCAAGCAUUUCAGGUUAAUGAAUUUCCUUUUAAUAUGAAUGGUAUGAGAAUAUUGAAUGAAUCUCUAGGAUAUUUUGGACAAUUUAUCAUGCUACAUAUUUUUUGUAUUGAAUAUGGAAAGUGACUCACAGAUCUUGCCAUUAUGCAUUGGGCGGCGAUUCAAGUUGGGUCCAAAUUUUCAAGAAUGCUUUUAUAGUGCACUUUGGGUGCAUACCAUUUUUGUAGAUUCUUUCACAUAAAAAUCUUAUUUUUUUUUAAUUUUUUUAUUAAAAUAAAUAGAUGCUUAUUUA
This is a messenger RNA of Cuscuta campestris, 1973 nucleotides long. Lineage: Eukaryota; Viridiplantae; Streptophyta; Magnoliopsida; Solanales; Convolvulaceae. The record is from the annotation of a GenBank genome assembly.